AUGCUCGUCGAGACGUUCACCGUGGAUUCGCCGCGGACGCGACGAGAGAUUGGCGCGGAUGGGAAGGAGUAUCUCGAGUGCGAGCAUAGCUAUCAGACGACGCGCGUUGAGAGAGCGGCGUCGACGACGGCGAACGGGCUCUCCCACGGAGAGAAUGGGAAGGUGAAGGAGCGAUUCGCGCUCGUACCAGAGGAGAGGACGUUCACGAUGCGAACGAAGGUGACGGUACCGAAGGUUGGGAUCAUGCUUGUGGGUUGGGGCGGGAACAACGGGUCGACGCUCACCGCGGCGGUGCUCGCGAAUAAGGAACGAGUGACGUGGCGCACGAAGGAGGGCGCGCAGGAACCGAACUAUUACGGUUCGCUCACGCAGAGCGGAACGUGUCGAGUCGGGCACUUUGAGGGUGAAGAGGUGUACGUGCCUUUUAAGUCGUUGAUGCCCCUAGCCGACCCGAACGAAGUCGUCAUCGGCGGAUGGGACAUCAACGCCGCAAACCUGGCGGCGGCCAUGGAGCGGGCAUCGGUUUUAGAUAUUGAUUUGCAGCGACAGCUUCGACCCAUGAUGGAAGGGAUCAAACCGAGGCCGAGCGCGUUCGAUCCAAAGUUUGUGGCAGACAACCAGCUCGCUCGGGCAAAUAACGUCAUCGAGGGUUCCAAGGCGGAUCAAAUGGCGCAGAUCCGUGCCGACAUUCGUGAUUUCAAGGAAGCGAACAGCCUUGAAAGCGUUGUCGUGUUAUGGACGGCGAAUACGGAGCGAUACACGAACGUGCGCGCGGGAGUGCACGAUACAGAGGAAAAUUUGCGCGAGGCCAUCAAGGCUGGAGAGAGCGAAAUCUCUCCGAGCACGUUGUUUGCCUUGGCGUGCAUCGAUGAGCGCGUGCCGUUCAUCAACGGAAGUCCGCAGAACACGUUCGUUCCGGGCGUCGUCGAGGCAUCGAUUCGAUUGAAUUCUAUCAUAGGUGGAGAUGACUUCAAGACUGGCCAAACAAAGAUGAAAUCGGUGUUGGUCGACUACUUGGUUGGAGCGGGUCUUAAGCCUACAUCCAUCGUGAGCUACAACCAUUUAGGGAACAACGACGGAUUGAAUCUUAGCGCGCCUCAGACGUUCCGAUCGAAAGAGAUCUCUAAGGCGAACGUCGUCUCCGACAUGGUUGAGAGUAACUCGAUUCUUUACCAGAAGGGCGAAGAGCCCGAUCAUGUGGUCGUGAUCAAGUACGUCCCGAGCGUCGGCGACAGCAAGCGAGCGAUGGACGAAUACACGAGUCAGAUUUUCAUGAACGGUAAGAACACGAUCGUGAUGCAUAACACGUGCGAAGACUCGUUGCUCGCCGCUCCGCUUAUUCUCGACUUGUGUCUCGUGGCUGAGCUCCUGACGCGAGUCGAAAUCAAGUGCGACGGUGAGAAGUUCCACAGUCUUCACCCCGUGGCUGCGUUGUUGUCGUAUUGGAGCAAGGCUCCGCUCGUACCCAACGGCAUGCCGGUCGUCAACGCGCUCGCUAAGCAGCGCGCCAUGCUGGAAAACUUUUUCCGUGCUGCCGUCGGUCUCGCUCCGGAGAACAAUAUGCUCCUGGAGUACUUUGCGUUCCGCUCCCCGGCCGGGUGCGCGUGA
This is a messenger RNA of Ostreococcus tauri, 1608 nucleotides long. RefSeq names its product Myo-inositol-1-phosphate synthase, GAPDH-like. The transcript has a single exon. NCBI's taxonomy places the organism in Eukaryota, Viridiplantae, Chlorophyta, Mamiellophyceae, Mamiellales, Bathycoccaceae. Gene Ontology annotation, molecular function: inositol-3-phosphate synthase activity. Bases 1 to 1608 code for a protein of 535 amino acids. Gene Ontology annotation, biological process: inositol biosynthetic process; phospholipid biosynthetic process. The record is from RefSeq and is a predicted model, not a curated record. Gene Ontology annotation, cellular component: cytoplasm.